AUGGAGUGGAAAAAGGGAAAAGCCAUGGUUCACAUUGGUCGUACGGUUCGUUCUCGCUUUGCACAAACUCGAGGGAAAAGAUCAGAAGGUCUUUUAGUAAGAUCAACAAUCACCAACCCUUCGCAUGUCAGUAACGAAGACGAGGAAGAUAUUGUUAGCUACUCGCUUGGCAAGCAGAAUCGCUGGCUUCUUCCCGAGGUGAUUAAGACAAAUUCUGCUGAAUUCGAAGGUGAAGUUGUGUUGAUAGAGCGUUGUAGUGAAAACAACAAAACUCGUCGCCAAGGCACCCUCUCUGUUUUUAACUCCAAAAAGAAUGACUCCACAAACGACGCAAGCAAAAAAGCCAAACGAAAACGCACACGGUGUAAACAAUCUCCCACGGUGGUCGAGGAAAACUCUUUGAAGACACAGUUUGAGGUGACCUACCCGAAUCCCUCGGGAUGGAUGUCAAAGAGUAACAAACGACCCGCGGUCCAUCAAGGAAAGAGGAAGAAAAAUACAUGCAAAAACUGGAUGUCUGAGGAUGAUUUUGAUGGCAAUAGUGACACUGAAUGCUGUUACAGCGAAGAUGAAAAUUGUUUCAGUGAGGAAAUUUUUGACAGGACAUCAAGCCGUCUGUUUGACUUUGACUUACUUGUAGAUUUGUCAACUCGGUCAGUUCAAUCAAAUGCAAGGAAGAAUGCAACAAGUAGAACACUGCACAGAGAAAAGGAGUCAAAAUUGGCAGAGAGAUGCAUUUUUGUUGAUAGUGAUGAUGAGAUGCACAAAGAACAUCUUGAAAUCUUAUCGCAAAUGAAUGCUGGAUGCUCACUUUUUGAUGUCAGAAUUCAGAUGAAAAAUGCUGAUGUAACGAAAGGUCAAGUCCAAAAAAGACGCCAACGUAACCAGGGAACAAGAAGGCAAAAAGAAAACAAUAAUUCACCAGUCAGUGAAGAGGCAGUUGCACCAGUUAAUACCAUAGCUCCUCAUGAAGUUGAAGGUGUCUUCAUUAUGCUGAGGAAACAGGACAUUGUGCCAAUAGCCUUGAAGCAGCAUUGGGGGCAGAUGUACAAAGAAGGAGCUUGCCAUCCCAGAGCGUUUGUUCUGAAUGUGACACCACUAUUGUCCAUCCAUAACAGUAAAGAUGUUUUUAUUGUCUUCAGAGUCUUUGAAGAGCAAUGUCUUACACUUCAUUCCAGUGAAGCUAAAGCCGUUGUUACCAUAGUUGUUUGUAAUGAUGAUGCUUGUUCCACCAGAAUUCCAAAGGAGUUUGCUACCAAUAUUGAAGCUAAAAGUGCAGAUCAAAAAUUCUGGACCCUGGAGGACAUUGUCAGUGUUGCAUCAAUUUGUUUCUGCUCAGAUGCAAUAAGUUGCUCCAAAGAAGGAAUGCACAUCAGGGAGCCAGGACAACCCAGGAUGUCUUUAGAUGUGUUUUCCGACCUGUUUGGGUGGAAGUCUAAGACCUUCUCAGCACAGGGUGCAAAGCAAGAGAUCAAAGAAUCAAUCCCCAUGGCUAAAGACUUAAACACAGCAUCUUCAUUGGUGGCUUCAGGUGGUCAAGAGCAGUGGCUAGAAUGUGAGAUAUGUUUCAAGGAAACACAGGAUUUGGGAAUCGGUGAGGGAAAAAUAAUUUAUUGAGUAUAUGUCAGAGUGACACAGUAUGUAUUGCAACAAUGUUAUAAGCGCAAUUAAUUGUGCAGAUGCAUUGUGUAUUGUUACAGGUCAAAAUUAAAUUCAGGUUAAGAGUUUUUAACCUACAGUGUAGGUUGAUUCUCAAUUUCCUUUGUCUCCUAGCCCUAAUUCAUUAAUAUUUAGGGCUUAGGAUAGGAGGCAAAGGAAAUAGAGAACCAACCUACACUAGGUUUAAAAAUCUUAACCUGAACUUAAUUUUGACCUAUGACAUAUAUGCCUGACAAAAUGUUGUAGAUCAUUUUGUUAUGGCAAAUUAGGCAAGAAUACACAUGUAUAAUUUAUACCAUUCAUGCACAUAUCAGCAAUUUGCAUCUGUGGACAGUGUGUUGCUUGUGCUUAUGCUUGCGCUGGCUUGGUAAUUUUUACUUGAAGGUCCCUCUCUCGCUGUCCUGGCAGGGUGUGGGGGGAUGCAAUCUAUUCUAUUGUGAGCCAAGAAGCUGAUGCGUUUAUUCUCAGGUUAAAAAAUUGUGAAAGUUACUUGUACACGUAGUAAUUCACUUCUAUCAUCACAAUCUGUCAGUAACAGCUGAGUGUUCAGUUGUGAUGAGAAUGAGUUUAGAUCUGACGGGAAAGAGUCCCCUUAACUAAUCAGGGACACCUAAAAUUUAAUUGUCUUAAAGCUCUAAUAAUGAAUCUUGAGUUAAUUGAAUCUUCAUCUAAAAUUUAUGGUGGAUAAUAGACCUUUUGAGUUUGUAUGUUUUGUUUUCCCAAUUCAGACUACGUGAUGUUCUCAAGAAGGGAAUCUGCUGUUUGUCUUUUCAUAUAUAUUAGUCAUGCAUCUGGAUGCAUGGCACAAAAUUUGAAAGAAAGAAUUCUCUAGGGUAACAUCAUGUGGUCUGCAAUGGGAAAAGAAAACUUAUGAGCUAAAAAGGUCUAUUAUUUACACUGCUGUCAUUGUUAAUUUUUACUUUAUAUAAUGACACUGAAUGAGUUCUAUGUGGAACGUAACUUACAAUGUAGCAUUAACAAGAUCUAUUGCUCAUUAAAAUUUGUAGGAUUUGAUGUGAAUAACUCAUUCACAUCGUUAAGAGGUUGUGGUCACAAGUUCUGUGAUGACUGUUGGAGAGCUCACUUGAAGACCCAGAUUCAGCUUGGUCGCACAGAUCUGAGGUGCCCUGGGCAUGACUGUACUGUUGCAGUGGACGAUGUCACCCUGAUGUCACUUGUGCCGUCAUGGUAUGGCAGGCAUCUAACAAAGAGGCUGGAUACAUUUCUGGAGAUUGACCCUAAAUGGAAGUGGUGUCCUGCUGACCAAUGCAAUUUAGUUGUCAAGGCAACAAUUCCACAGAGUCCCUCAUCAGUGUCUGAUGAGCGUGAAAAUGGUCCCCAGCCAGUGCCGGUGGCUUGUGUGUGUGGUAGCAUGUGGUGCUUCAUGUGUCAGGAAGAUGCCCACUGGCCAGCGACCUGUGAGGAGGCUAGAGUGUUCAGAGAGAAGAAUGCGUCUUAUGCUCGUUUAACAACUUCUAAGGAGAGAAAGCUGGUCACAAACGUUCAAGUGAAGCAUUGCCCCUUUUGCCACUACCCUAUAGAGAAGGGAACCGGAUGCAAUCACAUGAGAUGCGUUAUGUGCUUUAAAGAGUUCUGCUGGGCAUGUCUGGAGAAGUGGUCUGAUUAUGGUCAUGUUUGCAAAAAGUUAGUGAAUCUGCGCACAGUUACUCUGCCAUCAAAACUAGUUCAUGUGAUGAGUUACAAGCUUGUUGCGGUUACAAGCAGAGUUGCUAGGACAUCAUUUCUGAUAUGCAGAGUCCAUCGGAAGCUGGAUAAGAUUAGGAAAGAACUGAACGUUUAUGCAAAAUGUUUCCCUCUGAAGCCAGGUUCAAGUCGCACUGAGAAGAGAUUGAACCAGCUGUGUGAAAAUAAUUCCAUCCACGAAUUAAAAGAAGUGUUUAAUUUCAAAUUCCAAGCCCUGUUAGUUCUGGAAGGCACAGCAAUGAGGCUGUCAUUUGCUAAGGACACUUCUUGCAGCAAGAAGCUGGCCGUGGCGUUUGGUAGACUGUUUUUCAUUGUGGAAAGGAUGGAUGAGAUCCUCAAAGAUUUCAACAGUUGUCUUAAAGAUAAGGACUGCCUCUUCAAGCUUAAACAUUUUGUCAAGUGUGGCAAGAGGUGUAUUCAUUUAAUUGGCCAUAAUACAGCAGCUAAUGUUGAAAAUUUUAAAGUCUAA
This is a messenger RNA of Porites evermanni, 3832 nucleotides long. Lineage: Eukaryota; Metazoa; Cnidaria; Anthozoa; Scleractinia; Poritidae. The record is from the annotation of a GenBank genome assembly.